GAUAAUGCACCGUUAAGCAUCAAACAAGCUUAUAAAUAGACAUAUACCAAUAUAUAUCAUGCUCACGAACCUUUCUUCUACUAUUUGUUGGCUAAAUAAUGGCAUCCAAACCUGGCAUACUUACUAAUUGGCCAUGGACACCUCUUGGAAGUUUUAAGUGGGUGAUUUUGACACCAUGGGUAGCACACAGCACAUACUCCUUCUUUGUGAAUGGUUCAGAGGAAAGAGACCUUAGUAACUUCCUCAUCUUCCCAUAUUUAAUGGUGAGGAUGCUACAUGACCAAAUUUGGAUCUCUCUUUCUCGCCAUCGAACCGCCAAAGGCAAAAGUCGAAUCGUCGACAAGAGCAUCGAGUUCGAACAAGUUGAUCGAGAAAGCAACUGGGAUGACCAAAUAUUGUUCAAUGGAGUGAUAUUCUAUAUUGGACAAAUGUUUAUUGAAGAGUCUCGGAAGUUACCAAUAUGGAGAACAGAUGGUGUGAUAAUAACAAUUCUUCUACAUGCUGGGCCAGUGGAGUUUCUUUACUAUUGGUUACACAAAGCACUUCAUCAUCAUUUUCUAUACUCCAGAUACCACUCUCACCAUCAUUCUUCUAUUGUUACAGAACCAAUCACUUCUGUGAUACAUCCAUUUGCAGAACACAUAGCCUACUUUAUGCUAUUUGCUAUUCCAUUAUAUACAACAGCAAUUACAAAAACAGCAUCCAUAGCAUCAUUUGCUGGUUAUCUUGCCUACAUUGAUUUCAUGAACAAUUUGGGUCAUUGCAAUUUCGAGUUCAUUCCAAUGAAACUCUUCUCCAUUUUCCCUUUCCUCAAGUAUCUAAUGUAUACACCAUCGUUCCACUCUCUGCAUCAUACACAAUUUCGGACAAAUUACUCAUUAUUCAUGCCAAUUUAUGAUUACAUAUAUGGAACUGUUGACAAUGCUACAGACACAACAUAUGAAACAUCAUUGAAGAAAGAAGAAGCUUCACCAGAUGUUGUACAUUUAACACAUCUUACAACUCCUGAAUCUAUCUAUCACCUAAGAUUGGGAUUUUCUUCCUUAGCUUCCACACCACAAUCUUCUAAAUGGUACCUCUAUUUGAUGUGGCCAUUCACUUUUGCCUCUGUUCUUGCCACUUGGUUUUAUGGCCAAACAUUUGUUUUGGAGAGGAAUUCUUUUAAUAUGCUCAACUUGCAAUCAUGGGUUAUACCAAGGUUCCAUGUACAAUAUCUUUUUAAAUGGCAAAGAGAAACAUUGAAUAAACUUAUAGAAGAAGCAAUACUUGAAGCAGAGUUGAGCAAAGUUAAGGUUUUAAGUUUAGGUCUUUCAAAUCAGGGAGACUUGCUCAAUAGACAUGGAGAACUAUACAUCAAAAGGUAUCCCCAACUUAAGUUAAAGAUUGUUGAUGGAAGUAGCUUGGUUGUGGCUAUUGUUCUUAAUAGCAUUCCAAAAGAAGCAAACCAAGUGCUUCUUUGUGGUAGACUUGACAAAGUUUCAUAUGCAAUUGUCAAUGCUUUAUGUGAAAGGGGUACCAAGGUGACAACAAUGUACACAGAUGAUUAUGAAAACCUUCAAUUAAGGCUCUCCUCUGAGUCCAAAAAGAAUUUGGUUUCCCCCGGAUUCAAUUCUUCAAAGAUAUGGCUAGUAGGAGACCAAUGUGAUGAAGUAGAACAAAAAAAGGCACCAAAAGGAUCAUUGUUCAUACCAUUUUCUCAAUUCCCUCCAAAGAAAUUGCGUAAAGAUUGCUUCUAUGGUAGCACACCAGCCAUGAUAACUCCCCCUGAUUUGGUCAAUGUAGACUCUUGUGAGAACUGGCUUCCAAGAAGAGUGAUGAGCGCAUGGCGUAUUGCUGGAAUAUUGCAUGCCUUAGAAGGUUGGAACAUUCAUGAAUGUGGAGAAAGCAUGUUUAGCAUUGAGAAAGUAUGGAAAGCAAGUCUUCAGCAUGGUUUUAGGCCAUUGAAGAUUAAUCAUCCCUUUGAUUGAAUAAUAAGUUAUUAAAGCAUAUCUUAGUGUUUGAUGAUCUAUUUGCUUAUGGUAUUAACAUGCUAGACAAUAUAUAUAUAUAGCUAUUAUGAAAUUGGAUUGCUUCAAUUAAGACAUUGCAUCUAUAACAGACUUUGUGGCUUAUGAUAUGUAUAAUAGAAACUAUUUUUAAUUAAUACAUAUUGCAGAGUGAUUGUUUAGA
Molecule: messenger RNA, 2169 nt
Organism: Cicer arietinum (chickpea)
Lineage: Eukaryota; Viridiplantae; Streptophyta; Magnoliopsida; Fabales; Fabaceae
Product: very-long-chain aldehyde decarbonylase CER1
Biological process (GO): lipid biosynthetic process
Molecular function (GO): oxidoreductase activity; iron ion binding
Source: RefSeq, a predicted model, not a curated record